Messenger RNA from Parasteatoda tepidariorum (common house spider), 1359 nucleotides. NCBI's taxonomy places the organism in Eukaryota, Metazoa, Arthropoda, Arachnida, Araneae, Theridiidae. The record is from RefSeq and is a predicted model, not a curated record.
AUGACAUUAUGUGUUCCAGAAGAAGAAAGUGCCUUUAAUAUCUUGGAUUACGUUUUCGAAUGGUCGAAACUUUAUAAGCUGGAAUUCAAUCCUUUGAAAUCUAAAGUUAUGAUGAUACAUAAAAAGUCGAUGCCGGAUGGGGAUAUUCAGUUGACUCUUGGGAAUGAACCUAUUGAAGAAGUAAAGCAGAUAAAGUAUUUGGGAGUUAUUGUUGAUAAUAAACUGCUGUUUAAGCAGCACAUAUCUUAUGUAUCCAGUAAAAGUGAAAAACUUCUUCUUGCUUUAUUGCGAAUUUCAAAAAAUACUUAUGGGGUUAAAACAGAUGUUCUUAAAUUAAUAUAUAAUCAAGGUAUUGUACCACUUAUUUCAUAUGCUUCAGGAUCUUGGGGAAACUCUUUGAGAAAGAAGAUAAAUAUUAGAAUCCUUAGAAGAACUCAAAGAAGAAUUCUUCUACGUAUUAUUCGGGGAUAUAGAACUGCUAGUUAUGAUGCGGUCUUUGUUAUCGCUGGUCUUCCACCUAUUGAUUUAAUUAUCUUAAAUAAUCUUGAAUUAAAGGAGAAGAUAAAAGACAACGAUUGUCUAACCCUGGACGGGAAGCUUCCUAUUUCAUGUUUGCCCCACCCAGCAUGCAGGAAACCUGUUAUAAUUAUUCCUUAUGUAAAUAAUGUUUUUCAGGAAUAUGAAACUAUCUGCUUUACGGAUGGUAGUAAGCUUGAUGGAAGGGUUGGUCUUGCUUUUGUAAUUUAUGAAAAUGUAACAGAGAAGGUUACUGCCAAGCACCGACUACAUAAUGAAUGUACUGUUUUCCAGGCUGAACUUUUGUGUAUAAACCUGGUCGUUAAGUGGAUACAAAAUUUUUUUAGUGAAAACCAAAUUUUUAAAUAUCUCAUUUGUAUAGAUUCUCUUUCUUCACUUUUUCUUUUGCGUGACACGACUUCUACUGAAAAGCUUGUGGUAGAAAUUCACUCGAUUUUGAACGCUCUUGAAAACGUAACUAUUCAUUUUUCUUACGUUCGUGGCCAUAGCGGUAUUUUGGGCAAUGAAAGAGCAGACCAAUUGGCUAGGGAAGCUACGUGUGGUGAAAUAGUCUUAAGGGUGUCUGUUCCAGCUUCUCACUGGAAGCGCAUCGCUAGAGAUAAAAUCAUUGCGGACUGGAAUGCUGAAUUUCUUACUUCGCCUCGGUCACUUUGGGCGAAAAGGUUCUUUCCAUCCAUUUUUCACCCUAAACUUUUAUUUGUAUCUUCACAUCGGCGAAAUAAAUGCCUUUCUGAAGGAGAUAUUUUCGAGAGGGAAUUUUAUAUUUUUGACUUGUUUAAAGAUUCAUCGCUGUUUCAACUUCAUGCUGCUGUAACACUUUGA